GUUGAUAUCAGAAUAAAUGUAAACUCUUCAAGGUUAAACAGUUACGGGGCUAGAGGCAUAUAUUAUACGGCGGAAAUCGAGAAGUGAUCAUUAUUCCUAACUCCUGAUUGGCGGGUGCGUUCCAGUUUCAACGCCUUCGGUGGAAAUACUCCCGCAGUGAUCGGGCCGUACCUACCUACCUAGGUAUCUAGGUUACUUACCUACCUAUGCAUGCGUUGCGACCGACGCUCCCCUCAUCCCUCUGUCCACUAUUUUAGCUUGAGUUCGUCCGGUACCCAGGCAGUUGGUGGGCGUGGCCAGUUUCAAUCUCAACCUCGCUACCAGUGCUGAACAACUUACAUUCUUCUAAGUACAUAACUCAGUCGAGACCAUGGCUAAACCAUAUAAUCAAGUGGUCCUUUUUGGGGAUUCGCUCUUCCAAGGCGCUAGCGAAGUUCAAGAUGGCUUCUCGUUCCAAGGUGCUCUACAAAGUCAGUGUAUGCGACACCUAGACGUGAUCAACAGAGGAUUCUCCGGCUACAAUACCAAGAAUGCCUUGCAAUUGCUUCCAGAGAUAUUUUUGCCGGCGUCACCCUCAAAUCCGAGGAUCAAGUACCUUCUAGUCUUGCUAGGUGCGAAUGAUGCGUGCAUCGAUAUUCCGACCAACACCCAGGGCGUUCCAAUGGAUCAAUAUAAAGAGAAUUUGACUAAGAUAAUCACUCACGAAUACAUUCAGGCCCACGGCCCUAAGAUUCUGCUUGUUACGCCCCCUCCUAUUGACGAAAUCCGAAUUACCGAGCUUGACCUGGCCCUCGGACAUCCGCAGGCAACGCGGCAAGCGGCCGUUAGCGCUGCUUACUCUGAGACGGCUAGAAAGGUGGCGGCAGAAAUUCCCGGGGUGGUGCUUAUCGACCUCCAGAAAGCUAUCCUGGAUAAAGCUACCUCCUUAACGGCGGAUUUCGACGCGGGCGGCUCUCCCUUGGGAUAUCCUGGAGGCAAAAGAGGUGCCUUGGAACAACUUUUGCCAGAUGGUUUACAUAUGAGCGGAGAAGCUUACAAAGUCUUAUUUGACAUUGUCAAGCCACAUAUCGGCCCAUUCCCAGAGAAGCAGGGAGUUUUCCCAGAUUGGCGUGUGCUUAACCCCGGAACGUUGUAAUUGUUCACACAGGGUAGAUAUGACAUACAUAGGUAGGUAUGUACCGUAGAAGCCCUUGGGGUUUCUUGAAAAUAAUAGUCUAGAUUGCCCAAAUGCGACUUUCCUACAUGAAACUCGUACAGGUGAUGAUUAUUUACAUGUGUAGUUGUAAAAGAUUGAAAUCCGUAAAACAUCCAUGGAUGCAAGACAUACAUUACAUGCUUAUUGCAUUAGGGGAAUUGAAGUUGUUAUUCGGAGAUUUUACUGUAGGGUUCCUGGUUUGGUAC
Daldinia decipiens is the source of this 1401-nucleotide messenger RNA. Its product is annotated as SGNH hydrolase. NCBI's taxonomy places the organism in Eukaryota, Fungi, Ascomycota, Sordariomycetes, Xylariales, Hypoxylaceae. The record is from RefSeq and is a predicted model, not a curated record. Bases 371 to 1135 code for a protein of 254 amino acids. The transcript has 4 exons.